Nicotiana tabacum (common tobacco) is the source of this 1888-nucleotide messenger RNA. Its product is annotated as la-related protein 6B. Gene Ontology annotation, biological process: RNA processing. Lineage: Eukaryota; Viridiplantae; Streptophyta; Magnoliopsida; Solanales; Solanaceae. The record is from RefSeq and is a predicted model, not a curated record. Gene Ontology annotation, molecular function: mRNA binding. Gene Ontology annotation, cellular component: nucleus; ribonucleoprotein complex.
GAAGAUGGACUGAUAUAGAGUAUAAUAAUAGUAAACGAGCAGACAAUCGAAAUAUCCUCUCCACUGUCCUUAAGUCUUGCAAAUCUUCUGAUACUUCCUUUAUUAACAGUCACACACAAAAGAAAAAAGAGAACAAACACACACUAAAGCUUCUUACUCCUCAAAACCCUAGAUCUCUUUAUUUUUUUAUGGCUCUGGAAGAAGAAGAUUCCCACAGUUCAUCGUCUGCAUCUCUCAGUUUAAAUCAGGACUGUCCAUUUGAAUCCUCCUCUUCUUCUUCUAAUAAUAAUAGUACAAGCAAGCUUAACGCUCAGGCUCCUGCUUUCGUGCCCCGAAUCUCGGCGCCGGGGCGGGUGUACGCCACGCGCCUUCAUCAGAUCAACGUUACUCACGUCGUCCCUGUAGUACAAAAUCAGUUCAUUUACGCGCCUCAGCAGUCUCCUCCGUCGCCUUACUAUGGCGGUGUUGCUCGAGGAUUUGUUGAUCAAGAGGUUGCUGCUGCUGAUUCGAAUAAUUCAGCUAAGAAUGGAGGGCUAACUGAAGAAGCUGCUCAGAAGAUCGUCAAUCAGGUGGAGUUCUACUUCAGUGAUUUAAAUUUGGCAACGACUGAUAAUUUGAUACGGCAUAUGAUCAAGGAUCCCGAAGCAUAUGUACCAAUAUCUGUGGUUGCAUCAUUCAAGAAGAUUAAAGCUCUAAUAGGUAGUCAUGCCCAGCUUGCCGAAGUUCUGCGGAGCUCAAUAAAUCUUGUAGUUAGUGAAGAUGGAAAGAAAGUUAAACGGCAAAAUCCUCUGACUGAAGCUGCCCUAGAAGAGUUGCAAUCUCGCAUAGUGGUUGCUGAGAAUUUGCCUGAGGACCACUGCCACCAGAACCUCAUGAAGAUUUUCUCAGCGGUUGGAAGGGUAAAAAUGAUACGCACCUGCCACCCUCAGCCUUCAAAUGGUGGGGCUUCUUCAGCAUCUAGAUCAGUAAAGUCAGACAGCACCUUGUAUAGUAACAAGUUGCACGUAUUUGUGGAGUACGAGUCUGUUGAAUUGGCUGAGAAGGCGGUUCUUGAGCUAAAUGAUGUGGAUAACUGGCGAAAUGGUCUAAAAGUCCGUCUACUGCUUAGACGCACAGCUAAAUCUGGUCAAGCCCAAGAGAAGAAGGUUGGUCAUGAAAGUGGGCUCAACUUCAAGGAAGAUGAUGAUUUUGCAUCAGAAUUAAAUGAGAAACAUGAAGAAGAAUCUCCGUGCCAUUUUGAGCAGUCAAAUGAUGUAGCAGACAAGCAUGGCAGCAAUGGAAAGAGGAAAGGGCACAAUCGUGGUCGGGGUAAGGUACAGGGACCAGGCCCAGGACAGACGCGGGUCCGGGGACGUGGACCUGCCCAGUUUCAACAAAACAAUCGUGGAGGGCGUACAGGGGCUUCCACAACAAAUUUGAAUCGUGGAAGCAAUGUGGCUAGUGGCCCCUCCAAUACUAAUGGUGUUAGUGUAGCAGGGCAGCCUGCAGUAGUUUGUGAUCAGUCAGCAGGCAAGCAAUCUUCUGUGCCUCGCAUGCCGGAUGGCACUAGGGGAUUCUCCAUGGGUCGAGGUAAACCGGUUGCUGUUAGAAAUGAGUGACAACUUUCUAGCUUCGUGAAAAGGGGUCUGUUCAUGCCAGCAUUUCCCAAGUAUAGAGGGGGCGAUGUUCCUACUUUCUUUGCGGUAUUGAUUGCAGGGUUUUAAAGACUGCUGUCAAUCCAGUGAAGAUGAUACAUCGGUUGAUUUAGCAGCAAAAGAGUCAAGACACAAGAAGUUAUCUGUUAUUUGAUGUUAAACCAAAAAGGUUGUGCUGUGAUUUUGUUUUGGAACACUGAACCUGAGAUAUUAACGUAAAGCUAUACGAAAUUGGCAAGAUUUCUUCUGUUGAA